CAUUUUUACAAUUUAAUUUCUGAUCUAGGGAAAUUACCUAGUGGAUAAACCCCUGCAACAUUGGCAACUAACAUUGACAGACACAUCGAUUGUUAGGUUAUUUACAAACAAACAAACGUCAAAAUGCAUGUAAACAUUUAAUUCGUCAAGUCAAAACGCGUGAAAUAUAACUGCCAAAACAUGAACUAUACAGGAAUCAUCGAUAAAAUCAAGGACAAAUAUCCUUGCUGCAUCGUCUGGACCCCAAUACCACUUUUAACAUGGCUCUUCCCAAUCAUCGGACACAUGGGCAUUGCGCUUUCCAACGGUGUGAUCAGAGACUUUGCAGGACCCUACUUCGUGUCGGAGGAUAACAUGGCUUUCGGCAGGCCCACAAAAUAUCUGCAGCUACGACCGACUCUGGCGAAAGGUGGUGUGGAAGGUUGGGAUGCGGCUGUUCAGAAAGCCUCCGACAUCUACAGUGAACGGAUGCACAAUCUUUGCAUUGACAAUUGCCAUUCGCACGUCGCGACCGCUUUGGAUCUUAUGCAGUACGAUGGAUCCAACAAUUGGAAUAUGGUUAAGUUGGCGCUGAUGUUGGCGUUCCAAGGAAAAUAUGUCAGUAUCAGGGGAUUCCUCAAGACUUGGCUCCCAUUUCUUAUACUUACACUUGUAAUUGUCCUGUGUGUGUUGGGUACUACAUAAAUAUACUUUGAAAAUUUAUUUAUUGAAAUUACAUGUAAAAAAACAACAACAUGAUAUAAAUAAUAUUUAUAAACAACAUUUUAGUAAAAUGUGUAUGGUGUAAAUAAUAAAUGUAAUUAAAAAACA
Aethina tumida (small hive beetle) is the source of this 810-nucleotide messenger RNA. RefSeq names its product transmembrane protein 222. The record is from RefSeq and is a predicted model, not a curated record. Lineage: Eukaryota; Metazoa; Arthropoda; Insecta; Coleoptera; Nitidulidae. The coding region runs from base 181 to 684 and encodes 167 amino acids. The transcript has a single exon.